Messenger RNA from Dovyalis caffra, 1980 nucleotides. NCBI's taxonomy places the organism in Eukaryota, Viridiplantae, Streptophyta, Magnoliopsida, Malpighiales, Salicaceae. The record is from the annotation of a GenBank genome assembly.
AUGGUACUAGUGCCUUCUCCUUCAGCUCAAUCUGAUGACAUUGCCAAGCCUAUUCUUUCUGGUGUUAUCUAUGGCACUGCUAUGCUGCAUCAUGCCGGAGAACCUGUUUCUCAGCCUAUAGCUCCUGUGAACUAUAUGUGGCGACCUUCUUGUCUUCGUAAUAGAGAAUAUGGUGACAAUGAACAUGGUUAUGAUGGAUGUAAUGAAACUCAAAUCUCUGAUGCUGGUUCUUCCCAUCGCCAGCUUUGGUUGUGGAUACAUGCUUCAGCUUUUAGCGAGGGAUAUGAUGCUCUAAAAUUUACCUGUCAGAAACAGAUGAAUGAGAAUGGCAUUUUGAUAAAUUGUUUGUCACUCGAGGGUCAACUUGCAAAAUUAGAAGUAAUGGGAUCACAGGCAUCAAAACUUCUUCAAAAGACAUUACAUUCUUUUUCUUGUAAUUCAGAGAAUUCUUGGCAAUUGAAGAAAUGCUCUGUUUCAGAGGUUGAUCAUGACUCUGAGUUGAAGAAGUCUAUAUUUGAAAGCGAGAACAUUUCUCCUUGUUCAGUUUUAUCUCUCGUUGUCAAGGAUCCUCGUUCAUUUCCUGUAAAGAUUGCUGAUAUUCCCAAGUUAACCCCAACCGGUACACCCAAUAAUGUUGCAGAAGAUGAAGGAGAAGCAGAAGAGCAUGUUGCAAUAAAUUUGGGAAAAGAUAAAAAAAAUCCUCUGUCAUCACGGUCAGAACCUGAAAGGAGUAGCAGUGUAUCUGACAAUAGGAAUUUGUGGGAUGCAAGCUGCAGAGUAACUUCCCCAGUGGAAGAGAAUGUUCUCUGCUGGGAAAAGCAUCAUUUGCGUUUGGAUUUUAUCUGCCUUGAUGAUCCUAAAUUAAGGACACCGGAUACUUCAACUGAGGUGCAGGGUUCAACAUCUUGCCCUAUUCUGCUUCUUAAAAACAGCAAUGGAAUGGAUUCACUGAUGGGCUGUCUCCCAUCCCAGUUGGCAAAGCCUUUGCCCCCUGAACUGAAGCCUGAGGCCAAAGUAGUUCGAGCUGGGCUGCCACAAUUUCCUUCUGAUUUUCCUGAUUGUAAUUCGUAUUCAUCUUUUAUGGUGACUGAAGGUGCUGCCCUUGACCACAAAGUGAAACGACUACCUCCUUCUGUAAGACCUCUGAAAAUACCCAUGCCACCUGCGUGGAAUAGUGUCCGUCUUGCUCUUGAUAAAGGAUUUGCUAUGGUUCAAGAUACUCAAAUUUCUGGCCAAAAAGAUAAGGUUGAUGGGAAUUUUUUAAUGAGCUUAGAAAAUGGCGAUUGUGAUAAAGCUGCAGUAGCUGGUCGUGGUAAUUCAUUUGAUGGAUUUGUAGCACGGACAUCCAGUAUACUCAUUGAUUUCUUGAGCGAAAUCCAUGCUCCUCAUUUGCUUUUAUUUCCUCACAUUCCAAAUAAGAAGACGAGGCUAUUGGAGCUUAUGAAGGAUGAAAACAUCCUAGGGAAAGGUCAAUAUAGUGGUCCCCAAAUCACUUCUAACCGUAGAUUGUGUUUCAUUAGAGUUCUUCUCCAUGCAUACAAGGAAGGUUUUAUUGAAGAGGGAGCGGUUGUUUGUGCUUCUGGUCCCAGUGAUUUAUCGUUGUGGAUUUCCAGAUCAGAGAAUAAUGAAGGUGGACUCCAAAUUGCCCAGUCAUCUGCAGGUUUGUAUUUCAAAGAGGAAUCUUCUGGUAAGUGGGAACUCCAAAUACCGCAGGACCCUGUUGUAAGGGAAUCUCACAGAUGGCCAAUUGGUUUCGUCACAACUGGAUUUGUUCGAGGAAGCAAGAAGCUAGUGGCUGAGGCUUUUUGUGAGGCAGUUUUACUCGCUCACCUUAGGGAGGAGCAGUGGAAUGGGAUGCCUGUUAAUCUAAGGAGGAAGGAAAUAUAUGUCCUUGUUAGGAAUUUGAGAUCUUCAGCAUAUAGACUUGCACUUGCCACUGUAGUCCUGGAACAACAAGAAGAAGAUGUGGGAUUCUUGUGA